AUGUUCAGAAGACUUAUAUCAAGGCCGAGAACCUUCCAACCGUCUAUAUUGAGAACUAAAAUGCAACCCGCAAUUCUUAGUCGAAGUUUUAACCUUGAUACAACUGGUCUAUGGAAGAAAAAGCAGGAUACCAAACAUUUUUUUUGUAAACCUGAAGAGGAUGUUAAUGAUAAUAUGAAUAAUGAAAUAAUGCAAUCCUAUAGACGGAUGCAAAAUACAAAAAGAUUACAAACAGGAAUAAUUAUUGUCAGUAGUUUAGUGAUAAUAAUCAUUGGGUAUCAGGUUUGUUAUAAAGUAAUAUAUUUAAAACGAGACGCAUUUAUUGCAUUAUACCCUAGUCCGUACAAGAUCCAUCGAUUAAGUGAGUCGGAAAAGCAAUAUUUGGAUAUUCCAUAUAUGAAAAUGAUAAUUAAGAAACGAGCUAUAGAGAAAGUGGUAAGAAAUGAAUUCAUAAGGGAAGAAUAUGGAGUACCAUUAAAAUUAGAUAUAUAUGAUGACAGUGAUGACAAACGAGAUCAAUUUAAAGUAUGGAGUGAAGAUGAAGAUCUAGUCAUAUAUGGAAUUAAAUUCAGACCACAAAGAACAAGUGGGAAUAAACAAUUGAAUGAUAAAUGGUAUGGAUUUCUUGGACUAUUUCAAUGGAAGUUUAGUGUAAGAAGUGUUAAUUUAAUUCAAAUAUUAGAAGAUUUUUCAACAGCACUUGGCAUUAGACUUGAUAAGAUAACAAUACCUGAAAGACGAUAUGGUUCAUUUAAAAAUGAGUAUCCAAUUCAUGAUAACGAUUAUGAUGAUUUUGAAAAUGGGACGUCACAUGAUAGACGAAGACAUAUUUGUUUUAUUGGUGAAUUUAGAUUGAAUGAUAAUUCAACUGUUGUUUAUAAAGGUAAAUAUCAUGUUGAUACAAAAUUUGAUGAAAUAUAUUUAAUGCGAGAAGAAGAUGGUAAAAAAGUUAAAUAUUUAAUAUAUGAUGAACGAUUUGGAACCGCAAAGAAAUAA
This is a messenger RNA of Maudiozyma saulgeensis, 996 nucleotides long. The record is from the annotation of a GenBank genome assembly. NCBI's taxonomy places the organism in Eukaryota, Fungi, Ascomycota, Saccharomycetes, Saccharomycetales, Saccharomycetaceae.